AUGUUUAGUGUUGACGCUACACAAUUAGAUAAAUGUAAAGAAUUAAAAAAUAAAAGAUUUGAUAAGAUUGCAUUCUUGAUAUCUUGUAUACCAUUCUUAUCAUCUCGAAGUCGUAAUUCGGAUAAAUACGAUGGCGAAAUUUUUUUGUCUCUUAAAUCUGGAUUACCUUACGAUAAUUGGAAUAUUAAAAAUAUUAUAAAAUCAAUUGGUAAUUUAGUUAUUCGUGCCACUAAUCCAUUUAUUCCAAGUCAAUAUCCGGGUUAUCAACAUCGAAGAACUUUGGGAUUUCAAGAAGGAAUUAGUAAAAGCGAUAAUGAAGAGAUUACAGAUAAAAAAGCUAAAAUUCUUCUUAUUGGAAAAAAGGAAGAAUCAAAGAAAAGUAAAAAACGUAGAUAA
Diversispora eburnea is the source of this 396-nucleotide messenger RNA. The record is from the annotation of a GenBank genome assembly. NCBI's taxonomy places the organism in Eukaryota, Fungi, Glomeromycota, Glomeromycetes, Diversisporales, Diversisporaceae.